This is a messenger RNA of Microdochium trichocladiopsis, 1014 nucleotides long. RefSeq lists its product as uncharacterized. The transcript has a single exon. Lineage: Eukaryota; Fungi; Ascomycota; Sordariomycetes; Xylariales; Microdochiaceae. The record is from RefSeq and is a predicted model, not a curated record. The coding region runs from base 1 to 1014 and encodes 337 amino acids.
AUGACAAAGACUCUCACCAUCAUCGGAGCCACUGGCACCCAGGGCGGCUCGGUUGUGACCGCACUGCUCAACAACCCCAACUACGCUAUCCGUGGUGUCACUCGAAACAUCAAUAGCGACAAGGCUCGCAGUCUGGCGGCACAAGGCGUAGAGGUCGUCCAGGCUGAUCUCGACGAUUUCGAGUCCCUGAAGCUCGCCUUCAAAGGCUCCCACGCUGUCUUCGCCAUGACCAACUUCUUCGAGGCGUGCCUUAGGACCGGGAGUAUGCCGGCCGCUAUGCAGCUCGAGGAGCAGCAGGGCCGCAACCUCGCUACUGCAGCCGCCUCAACGCCAGGGCUGGAGCACUACAUCUGGUCAUCCCUGCCCAACUCCUCACAGAAUACCAAAGGAAAGAUCGUAGUACCCUACAUGGCAAGCAAGAACGCGGUGGACGACUAUAUCCGUACACAGCCGGACCUGUGGGACAAGACAACGCUUAUCUGGUUCGGAUGGCACGCCGAAAAUAUUCAGAACCCUCUGUUCAGGCCGCAGCCAUUAGCCUCCUUCAACCCGCCCGGUAGAGACGUGGUACACCACAUUAACGUACCCGUAGAGACCCAGAUGGCCGCACUCGGCAGCGCCACGGUGAACUCGGGCCUCUGGGUACGCGCUAUCCUCCAGCAACCCGCCAUUACGCUUCCAGGCAAGGCGGUCGCCGCAGUCAUGGACUAUAUAUCCUUCAAGGAUAUCUUCGCCACGUAUCACCAGUCCCGGGCCGAAGCAGCAGGCGCCGGCAAAUCGCCGGGCAAGGCACACGUUGUCGAGGUCAGCGACAACAAGUAUGCUGAGAUGUGGCCAGCCUGGGGCGAGAUUCUAGGUAUCUCGCAACGCUACAUGGCGUCUCUGCCCGGCCAGAGUUUUAGUAGUGUCCAUGAGGAGAUUGAAGUGCUACUGAGGCGCGACCUCGACGGGCUGGACGGGUUGGUCACCACUCAGCAGACCUUUGAUGACAUGGCGAGGGCAUCAGCUACCUAG